Molecule: messenger RNA, 289 nt
Organism: Bursaphelenchus xylophilus (pine wood nematode)
Lineage: Eukaryota; Metazoa; Nematoda; Chromadorea; Rhabditida; Aphelenchoididae
Source: the annotation of a GenBank genome assembly
AUGCCAGUUCCUCAAGGCUAUCAGGUGGUUGGAUCCGGCCAACAAGGUCCCACUUGUAUGCAAAAAUUGAAAAUGGGAUUCAUGAUGGGAGCAAUGAUCGGAGCCUCAACGGGUGUCUUACUCGGCGGAUUUUCGGCAUGGAGGUAUGUAUUUUAGAUAUGACUUUACUUAUCUUUUUAGAAUGGGGCUCAGAGGCCGUGAAAUGUUAAUUCAAACAGGUAAGAUCGCGGCAAGUUCCGGCGGAUCUUUCGGUGUGUUCAUGACUGUCGCCCAAGGCUUGAGAUGUUGA